This is a messenger RNA of Ipomoea triloba (trilobed morning glory), 886 nucleotides long. Its product is annotated as ethylene-responsive transcription factor ERF084. NCBI's taxonomy places the organism in Eukaryota, Viridiplantae, Streptophyta, Magnoliopsida, Solanales, Convolvulaceae. Gene Ontology annotation, molecular function: DNA binding; DNA-binding transcription factor activity. The record is from RefSeq and is a predicted model, not a curated record. The transcript has a single exon. Gene Ontology annotation, biological process: regulation of DNA-templated transcription. The coding region runs from base 42 to 785 and encodes 247 amino acids.
UUGUUGUCUCUCUCUGAGUUCUCUGCACAACAACAAAAACAAUGAGUUCCUCGUCUCGUUUCCAUAUGUUUCAGACCACUCAAAAUCUGGAUUCUCUUCUCCUUAAACAACACCAAUAUUCCUACUUCGAUGACAUGCAAUCGUUCCACUCCAUUUCGCCGUUUCCAGUUGCGAAACAGGUUGAUCCGCCGCCGCAGAGUGCCGGAAUUUCUGGGGAUUUUUCUGUUUGUGAGGAGGUGAAGGGAGAAUCUCCGGUUCUUGAAGGGAUUGCGGCGGUGGUGGGGGAGCGUGUGCUUUUUGGCCGCCCCGAGAAUUUGAGGGACGAGGAGAUCGCCGCCGCCGCCGCGGCGGGUGUUGAGAAGCGGAGUGGGGAGGAGAAACAGAGGAGCUAUAGAGGGGUGAGGAAGCGGCCGUGGGGGAGGUGGUCGGCGGAGAUUCGUGACCGGAUAGGGCGGUGCCGUCAUUGGCUGGGGACAUUCGACACGCCGGAGGAGGCCGCCAGAGCUUACGACGUGGCGGCCCGGUGGCUCCGGGGCUCCAAAGCGCGUACCAACUUCGAGAUACCGCCGGUCCUUCCGCCGUCAUCCUCCUCGUCUUCGUCGUCGGAGACGAUGAAAAAGAGGAAAUUGAGCAAUGGCGGCGACGAGGAGGUUAAGAAUAAGAUUAAGAAGAACAAGUGCGCGGUGGUGACAUCGGCGGCGCAACUUUUUAGCUCAUUCCAAAACACCGCGAUCGCCAAGGGGAAUAAUCUCCCAUUGGAGCUUGAUCUUAAGCUCUCCCACUAGCUAGUCCAAUCAUGUUUCUAAUUAACCUAAUAUUUAUAUAUUACUCCCUAAUUAAUUAAAGCCCCAUAUAUCAUCGAAUCCCUUUGUUUUUUGUCUUGUGU